This is a messenger RNA of Chrysemys picta bellii (western painted turtle), 3377 nucleotides long. RefSeq names its product perforin-1-like. The record is from RefSeq and is a predicted model, not a curated record. Gene Ontology annotation, molecular function: wide pore channel activity. NCBI's taxonomy places the organism in Eukaryota, Metazoa, Chordata, Testudines, Emydidae. Gene Ontology annotation, cellular component: membrane; membrane attack complex. Gene Ontology annotation, biological process: defense response to virus; immunological synapse formation; T cell mediated cytotoxicity.
CUUGUGCGGUGCCUUGGUCAACUUCAAAGUGCGUCUCUCCCAGCAGAGACACAGCCCAGCCCGGGACGCUGACAGACCCCAGGGCCAAAAUAUUCCUCAGCCGAAAUAUACCUCCGCUCAGUUCCUGAGGCAGGGGCUUCAGAGGCCGAAGGCCCCUCCUGGGUGGGGGAACCCAUGAUAUCAGUCAUGUCCAGAUUUGGUGCCUUCAUCCCCCUCCUCCUCUUCCUCCUCUUCAUCUUCCCUGGGGCCACCUCCAAUUGUCACACAAGAAUGGCAAAUGAAUGCAAGAAGCACACCGCAUUCGUUCCCGGGCACAGCCUGAUUGGUGAGGGCAUUGAUGUGACCACGAUGGGUAGGAAGGGGGCCUAUCUGGUUGACAGCAGCCUCUGGCAGCACGAGGACGGCACCUGCACCCUGUGCCGGAACCGACUUCAGGGAGGGCAGUGGCAGAGGCUGCCGCUGGCUACGGUGGACUGGCGGGUCCGCGUCUCGUGCCGCCGGAAGCUGAGCAGCUCGGUGCAGCAGUCGGCGAUGGGCAUGAUGGAGUCGGCAGCGUCCGCGGUGCAGAACAACUGGAAGGUGGGGCUGGACGUGCCUGUGAAGCCCAAGGUUAAUGUCCAGGUGGCGCUGGCCGGAUCACAUUCCAAACUGGCCAGUUUCAUGGUAGACCACACGCGGAUGGACAAAUACAGCUUCAUGAGCCACGAGGUGUCCUGUGGCUAUUACAGGUUCCGGGUCAGCGAGACGCCCCCGCUCACCAGCCAUUUCACUCUGGCGCUGGAGAACCUCCCGGACCAGUACAACAGCAAAUCGAAGGUGGAGUACCAACAGCUAAUCAGCAACUACGGCACCCACUACAUGUCCCAGCUGCAGCUGGGGGGCCGGGCGCGGGACGUGACGGCCGUGCGGGUCUGCGAAGCGGCAAUGAGCAGCUUGACUGACGACGAGAUCAAGGACUGCUUGAGCGUGGAGGCGGGCGUGAGUAUUGGAAUGGGCUCGGUCAAAGGUGGGUACAGCAAGUGCGAGGAGGAGAAGAAGAAGGGGAAGGUCCAGGGGAGCUUCCAUGAGACGUAUCAGGAGCGCCACGUGGAGGUGGAGGGAGGAGAGAGCACGACUGACGUGCUCUUCUCCGGCAGUGAUGCCAAGGUCUUCUCGGCCUGGAUUGAGAGCCUCAAAGCCAGCCCUGGCCUGGUGUCCUAUUCUCUGCACCCCAUCCACAUCCUGGUGGAGCAGGAUGACCUCAAGCGGGAGGCGCUGAGGCAGGCAGUCAGUGAGUACAUCCAUGAGAGGGCCCUGUGGAGGAAUUGCACCCGAAGCUGCCCUCCGGGGACUCAACGCAGCGCCCACGACCCCUGCUCCUGCGUCUGCCCCGGGGAUGCCAUGACCAACACCAUGUGCUGCUCGCGGGAGCGUGGCCUGGGGAAGCUGAUGGUGACAGUGAAGAAGGCCACUGGCCUGUGGGGGGAUUACUUUAGCGCUACAGAUGCCUUUGUCAAGGUUUUAUUUGAGAGAAGGGAGAGCCAGACCAACACCAUCCGGGACAACAACAAUCCCGUCUGGAAUGUCCAGUUGGACUUCGGUACCGUCCACCUCACCAGCACCAGCAAGAUCCAUGUCCAGGUCUUGGACAAAGACCCGUUGACAGUUGAAAAGCUGGGAAGCUGCGACAUCCCGCUGGAGGCUGGGGAACCUCACCAGAAGGAUUGCUACCUUAAACAUGGCCGCAUCUGGUUCCAGUACAGCCUGCGCUGUGGGCCCCACCUCGGGGGUCGAAGCUGCUUGGACUAUGUCUCCCAGCCACCCCAGCAGAGCGCAGCCAAGGGGAAAGAGGCGGAGACCUUUUGGUGAGCCCCUUAGAUAGGGACUCACAAAGGGGCAUGGGUGUGCAUUGGUCACUAGCGCUCCCUGUCCCCAGAGCAUUUCCUAGUUUCCGCUUUGCUGAUGCUGCUGAGCUUCAUGCUGUCACUCCUGCUCGGGAAUCGGUGUCUCCUAAGCCACUAGAGACUGUCUGCUCCUGUGAGCCCAUCAUCCUCACAGCUCCCUCUGGGAAAACAUCCCACCACAAACCGUCCAUUCCAGAUCCAUCAGACCAGUGUGUCCCAUGAUUCCAGUCAUGCAAUGUAUCCAUCCAACCAAUAAACCAAGGUAUGUACCUACUGCAUCCAACCUAUCCGGCUCCCACAUGCAGCCAACUGCCAGCCAACCAACCAACCAACCAACCAACCAACCAACCAACCAACCAACCAAUUGUUGCAUUUAUUUUAUCCAACAUAUUUAGCCAGCAAACCACCAGCCAAUGAGUGUAUCCAGUGCAUCCAAACAACCAAUACAUUUUAUCUAGCGCAUCCAAUGUAAAAAGCCAGCCAACCACCCAACCAACCAACGAAUGUGUUCAGGCUGUCCAAUGUAACCAGCCAACUAACAAAUGUAUCCAGCCAACCUUCCAACCAAUUCAACCAAUGUAUCCAAUUAAUUCAAUAUAUCCCUCCAGCCAACCAAUCACUGUAUCUAGUGCAUCUGGUGGAUCCAACCAACUAAUGUCUUAGGUACAUCAAACCAACACGUGUAGCCAGUGCAACCAACCAACCAAUGAAUGUCAAGUACAUCCAGUCAACCCAUAUGUGCUGGCAGUGCAACUCAUCCACCACCCCACGUAUCCAUCCACCCACUGUAAUUAUCUGUCUCAUGUGUCCAGCUGAAAAGAGAUCAUGAGGAGGAAAGCUCCGCCCCUGUCCUAUUGUGGCAUCAGGGAUUAACCCUCUGCAGAAACCCGAAGAUACUCCAGCGAUGGACACGGUUCUAAACACCCAGCAGAUGGGCUGCGCCCUUGGAGGGAGGAUUCAUUACAGAGCGGUUCCCUUUCUGUUAUUUCUCUUGCUUUCCACAAUUCCUCAGGAGCUUUGGGGUUAAUGAGCUCAUCCUGAAUGUCCAGGCCCCACCCACCAUCCAGCUGGAUGUUUCCUCCUCAGAAGAUCAGCAGUGAUGCUGAUAUAUCAUUUGCCAUGGGUAGGAAUCAGAGUUAAACCAAGGACGUCAUGCCACAAGGCUGUUGAUUCCCCCUGUCAGCAAGCUCAGGGAGAGGGCACUGCAUUGUGGUCACAUUGGGAAGGGUAUAUUCCCCUAAUUUGGGGGUUAAAGCAUCUUCCUGGUUCACCCCUCUCUGCAUUGGUAGGAUCCUAGAUAAAAAGUGCCAUUCUGCAGUUAACUGGUGAAUGAGGGUUGUUAACUCUGAACCCUACUGACUUCAAGUUAAAUAUCUCCUGCCUGGAAAAUUACCAUGCAGCUUUGGAGCUCCUUGGCAAAAUGAUUUGCUUCUGAUAGGAUUCCAGAUCUCUGAAUUCUUGCAAGUGUAUCUCCCUGCUUCAAUAAACAUUUAU